Molecule: messenger RNA, 5456 nt
Organism: Penaeus indicus
Lineage: Eukaryota; Metazoa; Arthropoda; Malacostraca; Decapoda; Penaeidae
Product: lipase maturation factor 1-like
Exons: 12
Coding region: 325-2016 (563 amino acids)
Biological process (GO): protein maturation
Cellular component (GO): endoplasmic reticulum membrane
Source: RefSeq, a predicted model, not a curated record
GGAGGCGUGCGAAAAUGUCGUGAGACGAAACCACCAGCAAAGAAAUAUUACAUUCUGAGACACACAAAAAUCUUCCUAUGAGAACAAGAAUAAUAGAUAUAAUCUAAAAACAACGAAGACCCACAAAAGAAAAUCCAGGGAGUAUAGACUAUACUAUAGAGUCUAAAACCCUAUAAAAGAAGAAGAAGAAGAAAAAUGUCGUGCCCGGAGUGGUAAAGACCUAUCUUAUUUCGGCUCGAAUUCCGCCUUGGAACGCCUAGUCGGGUGUCCUCUCAGUCCCAGGCAGAGCAGGAGAGUCCGAGGAGGCAAGAUUCGUCUCGAAAGAUGGAUGACAAGCAGGAGGAAUAUGUCCUGAGGCGCAGAGGGCAAGGCAAGAGCGGCGACAAAGGCUCGGCGAGUUUGACAGAGGCUUCUGAAGAUAAGAAGAAGGGCAGACCUUUGGCAGACCGAGAUGAAGUCAUUAACCUUAAGCCUAACACGUAUUGGCUCACAAGGAUUGUAUAUCUUAGAGGCAUUGCCUUCAUAUACUUUGUGGCUUUCCUUGUGGCCUACAAUCAAAACAAACAGCUUGUAGGUGAUACUGGACUGCUUCCUUUGAAACUGCAUAUGGAAGCCAUCAGUAAACAGGUUGGCAGUGACUGGUGGAAAAGAAUUCAAGCUGCUCCUACGCUGUUAUGGUUAGCUGAACCUUGGCAUGAUGUUAAUCACUGGCUGGAUGGAAUAGCAAUGGGAGGGUUGGUCUUCUCUUUUAUCAUCAUCCUCACUGGAGCUGCCAAUGUCAUCAUUUUGCUCAUUUUGUGGGUCCUUUACCACUCUCUUGUUGCUGUUGGUCAGAGAUGGUAUGGCUUUGGUUGGGAGUCGCAGUUAUUAGAAACUGGGUUGCUUGGAGUAUGGGGAGUCCCACUGCUGUCUCUUGCUGCUUUGCCUCAGAAAACCCCAACACCUUGGGUACUUGUGUGGGGCCUAAGGUGGCUGAUUUUUAGGAUUAUGCUCGGAGCAGGAUUGAUCAAGAUCCGUGGCGACAGAUGCUGGCAUGACCUUACCUGUAUGAACUACCAUUAUGAGACGCAACCAGUUCCCAACCCAAUGUCAUACUACAUGCAUCAAUCACCUGAAUGGUGGCACAUGACGGAAACAUUUGGCAACCAUAUCAUUGAACUGGUUCUUCCGUUUUUCACGUUUCUUCCCCGAGGUUUUAGGAUGGCUUGCGGCUUCGGCCAGAUAAUGUUUCAGGUCGUUCUCAUCAUAUCAGGGAAUUUGAGUUUCCUUAACUGGCUCACCAUCGUACCAAGCCUGGCCUAUUUCGAUGAUCGUUCAUACUCUGUCUUCUUCUCCAAAUUAACCAGAAGAAGAGUGUUUGAUCUUCAGCAGAUGCAAGAAGAAGAGUCACCAGUGGUUGAUCCAGGCUUACUGAGAAAAUCUGUGAACAUGGUUGUUGCAAUGAUGAUUGGUUACCUGAGUCUGCCAGUCAUCCUUAAUCUCGUCUCAUCACACCAGGUCAUGAACACUUCCUUUGACCCAUUCAGGAUUGUCAACACCUAUGGAGCUUUUGGAAGCAUCACCAAGGAGAGGACAGAGGUCGUGUUCGAGGGCACGCAUGCCUGGGAUCCUGACGCAGCUGAUGCAGUGUGGGAGGAAUACGAGUUCAAGUGCAAGCCCGGACGGACAGAUGCAACGCCUUGCCUCAUCUCACCCUAUCAUUACCGCCUCGAUUGGUUGAUGUGGUUUGCUGCAUUCCAGUCAUAUGAACAUAAUCCCUGGAUCAUUCAUUUAGCUGGCAAAUUUCUAAUGAAUGAUGCAGAAGCUUCAACGUUAAUUUCACAUAACCCGUUCCUUGGCAAAGACCCUCCGAGAUUUGUACGGGCACUUCACUAUAGAUACCGGUACUCAAGCCUUUGGGAUGUAGAUAGACGACACUGGUACAAACGUUCCAUAAAGGGCAUUUAUCUCCCUCCUGUGGACAUACGUAUGCUCAAACCACUCUUCAGGCGAAUGCAGUGGAGAUCUCUUGGUUGAUGAGAAAUAGUUACUAUAAUUCCUUUUUUCUUUGUUAAGUUUGUUGAUCUUGAAUAUAGAAAUGUUGUUGAUAUUCACAGUAUUUUCUUUACAAAGGAUAUAUAUAUAUAUAUAUAUGUAUAUAAUUUUUUUUCUUUUUUUCUUUUUUUUUGGUAUAUGAUGCAUAUCAGAUUUACACUUUAGUUUUAUUGGUACAAAUUUGUUGGUUUUACUUGCACAUAUUUAUAUUAUUACUUUAUACAAGUGUUUACAUUAACCUGUAAAAGGUCAUCCACGUGUGAGUGUGAGUGUGAGUGUGAGUGUGAGUGUGAGUGUGAGUGUGAGUGUGAGUGUGAGUGUGAGUGUGAGUGUGAGUGUGUGAGUGUGAGUGUGUGUGUGUGUGUGUGUGUGUGUGUGUGUGUGUGUGUGUGUGUGUGUGUGUGUGUGUGUGUGUGUGUGUGUGUGUGUGUGUACAUGAAUUGAUGUGUUUUCGAUAUCAAGUCAGAAGUAGAUCAGAUAAUAUCUGCAGUAAUUAUGUUGUAAUUAUGUCGGGUAAUUAAAACACUGUUGCCAAGAUAAAAGAAAGAUGGACCAAAUAUGUCUCUGAAAAAUCUGAUUUAGAGCGGUGAAUCAUAUAUUCAGAAAAUGAUAUGAAAUUUGGAAUGAUUUUGAACUCCCUUUGGAAACCUGCAGAUAAGAUCAGUUGGGAUUCUAAAUAACAGUCUGAGGCACCUCAGCUGAGUACAUUUUUUCAAAAAGUAGUGGCCUCUUUCCAUGCCUCAUUUUUGGUGUGAACAGUAUGUAAUGAGUAAGAACCAGCAAAUCUGAUACUGUCUGGCCUUUUUCCUCUGGUUUCAAGGCCACAGAGAGGUAACCCCCUUUGCGUUCCACCUCCUCCUCCCCUUACCCCUCAGUCAACCUGCUGUUUCCUCUCCAGACCAUUAAAGGCUACUUAUUAAACACACAAUCCCACUCCCUCACCUUCCCCAAAGAAUUCUCUCACUUCCCCUCUUGCAAUGAUCUCCAGGCAGUGUAGAAGGUACUUAUCAUAUUACUUUGUGUUUCUUAUUACUGUGUUACACAUAUAAAUACAUGCUUCACUGAGUUAUGAAAUAAGAUGUGGGUUUUUAUUACUUUAUAUGUGUUUUAUAUACAUUUUUUAUAUACAUUACAUGAAUAUGCUCAUUUUUAUAAUUAUACAAAGAGUACCUUUUUCAAAUCUUUUUAAUGUUUGGAGUUAAAUGGGGUUAGAGCUGAAUUAUUGCAGGCAUUGGAGUACAAGACUUUUGGUAUUUUUUGAAGUCACUGUAAGGUGUUUGUUCAAAAAGAGAGAGAGAAAAAAAUCUGACCAGAGGAGGUACUAUUGGUUUAGUUUAAUGUGACCUUUUAUGGGUUAAGAAAUCAUCAUAACUUUGACCUUGUUGACUUGGUGAAUGUGUGAGUAGCAUAGUUACAUGUCAAGUUUUACUGGUGGAUGAUGUAAUGAGCUGUUUUCAGUUUUAAAACAGGUAUGUCAAACUCAUUUGCUCUGGCAACCCAGUUAUAGUAAAACGUUAACAUGAUUAAGCCAGAUAACAUAUAUAGUGUAAGAGAUAAAAAAAAAAACUUUAUAAAUUGUUUUAAAUUAAAUAAAGAAUUUUAAAGGGAGUAGACAAAAAGGCCACUUGAUUAAUGAAAAACUUAGACUAUGUUGGGCUACAUGUUUGACACCCCUGCUUUAAAGCAGUGUUCAUGAAUAUUAUGUUUUACAGGAUAAAGGAGAAAAGAUUUGCAAAGGUUGUUUACUGAGGUCUUAUGCUGUGGUUACACUAUUCAUAAAAAAUGAUGGGAUUUAUAGCUUCCUGUAGGCAAUAUGCUGUCCGUCCACUGGUUUAGGAUAAAACAAUCAUCCUGCAGAUUAUAUAGUUUCUGCAGAUAGCCAGUAUGAAACCAUUUUGAUGGACUCAACCUCUUAUGCUCAUUUUUGUCACUGAGUAACAAUGAAGUACUUCAAUCGAUUUUUUAUGAAUAGUGUAACACAUGCCAUUACUGUUUUUUUGAUAUCCAAUACAAGUGUUCUUGGUGCAAGCACAAAAAUUCCAUUUUUCUAUCACUUAAGGUUCAAAUUUUGUGCCUUGGUGCCUGUUGACAUUGAGCUUAAUAUAUCUGUGUAAACUUUAGUUGAAUUGAAUUUAUGUUACCGUCUUUUUAGUCUAGGUUGUGAUAUUUUCCAGACUUUUGAUGUUGGUAAUAUAUCUUCAGCUUUUGUAAAGAAAACAUUGUGAUUGUACUUCAUCUUGUUUAUUUUAAUCUUUGAAGUACGAUUUUGAGAUUACGGAUAUCAUGAAGGUGAACCCAUUCACUUUGUAAGAAAUAGUGUAGGUUAAAUAUAUCAACAUCUAUGACGACUCUCCCUAGCUAUUUGCCACUGACACUAAUAAUAAAGAUUAUCAACUGUAAGGUAGUGUAGUUAUGAAUUUUGUGAAAUCUUAAAUGAAAUAUAGAAAAAAUAAUUGAUAUCUUGUCAGUUUAGCAGGGAUAAAUGUACCUGUAUUCCAAACCCUCCAUCUUUGGAAUAUGAUAGAUAGUGAAACUGACACAGAAAUCAUUUAAUUAAAGCCAGUAGCAUUAUAAUGUUCUUGAACAUUGUCUGGUCAGUCUCCUCUACCUCAAAAAUAAAAAAAAAUUCAAAACAAUCAGCUUCAGGUUGAGCUCAGAUAGUAAAAUCCUGUCUUGUUACAUAAAUAACUAUGCAAGAUCUCCAUUUCCCAAACAAAGUAUCCAGAGAUUGGUCUUGGCAGUCGUUUGAUACUACCAGGUCUUUCUUUUCCUUUACCUUCUCACUCAAGGUUGUAGAUCUGUAAAUACUUAACAUAGAUAGAUGGUGAUGUUGGUCACUGUAUCAUGCAUGUAACUGAAUUUGACAAUAGCUACCUUCGACAUUUUUUUGUGUCUGAAUUUGAGAUAACCUUUUGUUCGAAAUCUAGUGACAAAUGUGUGACACAAGUUUUUGUGAUGGUAAACUUGUAGCUAUAUCAUAUAUCUUAUAAGAUUUAUUUUUUUAAUUUCCUUCACUUUGAUUCACCAUUCAGCAAGAUUAAUAUUGCAUGUAAUGGGAUAAAAGUAUCCUACACUUAUGUUUUUGUGUGGACUGAAAUGUCAUUAGUUGAUGUAGUAAGUUAACAGUUCACCAAUUCAGAAAUCAUGACUUUCCUACUUAUAAGCAAAUUAAGUGUAUGUACUUCACUUAAUCAUAUAUUAGAGUCAGUUCUUAUACUUGAAAAAAAUGUAGAUAAAAAGCCCCAGAGAGAAGAAACAGUUUUUCUAAUGAAGUAUAAUUUUGAAAUUAAUAAUUUGCUGUUAAGCAAAGCAAUGUCCAUUAUAAUGUAAUGUCCUUAUCAGUAUAAUUAAUUCUUGUUUAUAUUUUUUUUUCAAUGAAGGUGAUGUACUUUGGUUUUAUGAGCAAUAAAAAUUAGCCUCCA